UUAGCCUCUUGGAGUGGGUGGUGUCAGUGAUCUGAAAUUUACUACAAGGGUCUGUAAUUGAUUUUGUUUUAGUGCAGACGAAUUUUAUCUUAAAACGGUUCAAAAUCCUCCGAGUAUCGCCCUCAAAAUGCAAGGUUCUUCGGGGAAGGACCAAACACAUUACUAUGAAGAUCAUUACCAAGCAGACAUGAUGGCCUCCAGCGAACCCACCUAUCCGGCAGCGGUCCUUGCCUCACGGAAUCGCUUCUGCCGGUUGUGCCUGAAGCGAUCGGAAAGCUUCCUGCUCCCGUUGGUGGCCAAGAUGGAACACGUCACCGUGAUGGAAAUGCUGCUGAUGGUGACGGGAGUGGAACUGGCAGCUAAUGCCCUCUUUCCCACCAAGAUCUGCUCCAACUGUAUGACCAAGCUGGAUUUUGCCUACAAUGUGCGGCAGGAGUUUUUGAACUCCACGGAGCUGCUGUUGAAAAUGGCCGUGGAGGAGAAGUUGGUCGAAUACUAUGCCCAGUUCGAUCCGGUGGUCGGCAGCUAUACGGAUGAAGUACUGAAGCAGAGCCGGAAUGUGCUGGAAAGUAGUACUACGACAACGAUGAAAGAUCAGGAAGUGGAUCAGAUGGUGGUCAAGGUCGUCAAUGAUACGGGUGGCAUAAGGAUGGAAGUUUUGUCCGAAGAGGUGGUGGAAGAAGGAAGCGAAGACCAGAAGAUAGACGUGCUGGAGUUUGAAGAGUAUGAAUGUCUCGAUGAGGAGUUAGACGGAUCUACUAUGCCAGAGGAAUUAGCGACGGAAUGUAUUAGUACGGUCAAUAUAAAAAGUGAAGAAUUAGACGACGCACAGGAUCCUAAAAAUCCGACCGUGGCACAGUCAAGCAAUCAAACGAUAAAAGUUAAAAAUGAGAAAUUCGUCUAUUCAUGGAAAGAGUUAGCCAAACCAAAGCAGCGUAAGAAAAAAGUACGUCCUGAGAAUCCGCUCAACGGUAUCGAUAGGAAAGCGACUGCCAACGCUGAGAUGUUGGCGCAAUUCCCUCAAACAACCUGCUACAUCUGUGAUACGGCGCAUUCCAGCUUGGAGGAGCGAGACGAACAUCUGAACGUUCACAUCGGAAUGGUGCCUCAUCGGUGCGAGACCUGUAGCACCGAAGAGGAGCCAGUCGUGUCCAAGAGUGUGAUUACGCUGAACCGACACCGGUUGAUGCAUCGCCUACCGUACAAGUGCCCAAAAUGUUUCCGACGGUUCAUUUCCAGCGGUAGUCAAUACACGCAUAUUUGGAGCAUGCACAUGACCGGCUCGGAAGGACUGACUUGCGAUUACUGUGGCAAGACGUUCAACCAGAAGCGUUCGUAUCAGGCCCACGUGCGACGCCACCGGUACAAAGCCAACGGGAAGUAUCGGUGUGACGUUUGCGGUGACACUUGCGGAUCGAGUUUACUGCUGACACGCCACAAACGGAAGCACACCGGCGAGAGGAACUUCUCCUGCCCGUAUUGUUCGAAGCGAUUCAGCAGGGCUUGCAACCUCUUGACCCACAAGCGAAUCCACACGAACGAACGCUGCCACCUCUGUGACGAUUGUGGGCACGCCUUCCGGGAUAGUGUAACGUUGCGGAAGCACCAGGAGCGAUUCCACAUGGCGCGAGAGCCCUCGGCGUUGAAACGGAAUCCAUUCAUCAUAACGCCGGAUGGGCGUAAGAUGUUCCAGUGCAAGAAGGAGGGAUGCAGCUACGAGACGUUCAGCAGUACGUCGAUAUCACGCCACAAAGCGCGCCAUUCGAAGCGAUACGUGUGUGCCGAUUGUGGCAAGCGGUUUGCCGAACCGAAUCUAGUGCGAAGGCAUCAAGCCGCGAUGCAUAAUGCGGAUAAAAAGAAACGAGGCAAAAAUGAUGGGAACGAAUCCUUGCAGAUUGAAGGAAAUCAGGAAGGAGUAAAAUGCACCGAAGUAGAUGACGUGCCGACAAAGCAGAAUGAGCCUGGUCAGGAAGUUUAAGUAGCGCUUUGCAAAUAGGGUACUUACAGUAGACGUUCGAUAACUGCAACAUGUUUACGUUUCACUUAGCGAACGAAAAUUCGAUAACUGCAACGCCUGACAGUGUCAACAAACCAUCAACUGACGUAAAAUGAACGUGAACUUCAUCCGACUGUUCAUUUGGGCUAACAUGGCGCACCAUUUUGACGGAUGGCGGUGCGAUAACUGCAAAAUUGUUGCACUUAUCGGACUUGCAGUUAAAAAGCAUUGCAGUUAAACCGUUUGCACCGACCGAACGUCUACUGUAUAUCUAAGAAUAUGAAAAUUAAAAUCCUAUUCAAAUUAAAAAAAACCUA
Messenger RNA from Aedes albopictus (Asian tiger mosquito), 2313 nucleotides. RefSeq names its product zinc finger protein 670. Lineage: Eukaryota; Metazoa; Arthropoda; Insecta; Diptera; Culicidae. The transcript is spliced from 4 exons. The record is from RefSeq and is a predicted model, not a curated record. Gene Ontology annotation, cellular component: nucleus. The coding region runs from base 128 to 1978 and encodes 616 amino acids. Gene Ontology annotation, biological process: regulation of transcription by RNA polymerase II. Gene Ontology annotation, molecular function: RNA polymerase II cis-regulatory region sequence-specific DNA binding; zinc ion binding; DNA-binding transcription factor activity, RNA polymerase II-specific.